AUGAGCAAUACAUUUAUUUACUGGAAUUUUAAGGGAAGUAAGGGAGAUGCAAAUAUUUUAAGGAUAUCUUUACCAUGUAGUUACAAUACAAUAAAGAAAAAGAUUUUAGAGGAAAUUAAUUUAAACUUGCAGAAUAAUUUAGAUAUACUAUUAUAUUAUAAUAAUGAAGUUUUAAGUGAAUAUGAAAGUAUUCAUAAUGAAAUGUUAAUUGAAAUACAAAGAAGUAACAUUGAUGUUGUAAAAGAAUUGUUACAAAAAAGUAAUGAAAAGUAUCUGGAAAGAAACAAAAACACAAUAGAAAAUAAAGAUACAUCGAAUUUAAAAAAGAAUGAAGAUUUCAAUUUAAGUAAAAAUAGUGAUAAAUUAAAUAACCAUGAUGCAAAUAAAAUAUCAAAAAUAAAUAAAUUACAAAAUUAUUCUUAUAACAACAAACCAUGGAAUGUUUACAAUAGAAAUAAUAUAAAAGAAGAUAACGAUGAUGAAGAUAUGAAAAUUCAAGAAGUAAUGGAAAAGAAUAACUUAUAUCGUAGUGAUUAUAAAUCAAAAAUGAACUAUUUCAAAAAAGACAAAAAUAAUACAAAUUUUUUUCAAAAUAAACUGAAAAAGGUAACAUCACCUACAAUAUCUAAAAGAAAUUUUAAUAGUUAUAAUAAAACAGAAAAUGUAUCAAGCGGAAUGAUGAUGUACCAAAAACAAAAUAUACAAAAUAAAUGUUACAAAUUAAAAAAUGGUCAGAAGAAUAAUUUAAAUAAUAUACAAGCAGAAACAAACACAAAAUUUAUUUCUCCAAAUUAUAUAUGCCAUAUGUGUGGUAAAAAAGGACACAGUAUAAAAAAUUGCACAAUGAGCAAUUUCAAUAAUAAUAAGAAGAUAAAAAUUCCCACAGGAAUACCAGCCAAUUUCUUGACUAAAAUAAAAUCGGAAGAUAUUUAUAAAUAUGAUCAAAUAUAUAUAUUAAAAGAUGGUAGUUAUGGGGUAAUGAAAGAUGUAGAAGAUGUAAGUGGCAGUGCUUAUUUAUAUAGAAGUGUUGAUGAUAAAAUAAAUAUUUAUUUAGGUGUAAAUGAUAACAAUAAUAAAAAUGAAAGUGACAAAUUUUCUAAUAUAUAUAAAUGUUUAUUAUGUAAAAAAUUGUAUUCAUCUCCAAUAACAUUACAUUGUUGUGGAGAAACUUAUUGCAAAUCAUGUUUAUUCAAAUACAAUAAGAAAAGAAAAAUUGAUCAAUCAUAUCACAGUAGUUCAGACCAGAAGGUACAAGUUAUGAAAUGCCCUAAUUGUUCCAAAUUUAUAAAUUCAGAUGAAUUAAUUAUUAAUACAAAUAUUAAAAAUGUUAUUGAUACUAUUAUUAAAAAUCAAAAAAUUAAUGAUUCUAAUGAGGAGACAAAUGUAUCAUCAGUUGGAGGAUUAUUAAAUACAAAUAAAGAUAAAAAAAUGCCUUUUGAAAAUAAUAAUAAUAUAUCAGAUAAUUUUAUAAAUAAUAGUAAUGAGGUAAUGCAAAAUGACAAAAACUAUAAUAGCCAGAAUAAUGAAAAUAAAGUUAAUUUCAAUGAAAGUAAUAUAUCAAACAAUGAAAUAUCUUUUGAUAAAACAAAAGAGCAAUUCUCAGUUAGUAACAAUACUCUAAACAACAACGAUGAAGAAUUACAAGAUAAUAAUUAUAAUCCUCUAAUUAACUUACCAAUUAAUUUAAAUGAAAUAAAGAAACAACAUGAUUAUGCAUCUGCUUAUAUAGCUCAAUACAAAAUGCAAAAAAAGAAAGAAAAAAAAAGAAAUAUUGAUCUCAAUCUUAUUUUUAUGAAUAAAAAAAUAUGUUAA
This is a messenger RNA of Plasmodium gallinaceum, 1812 nucleotides long. RefSeq names its product conserved Plasmodium protein, unknown function. The coding region runs from base 1 to 1812 and encodes 603 amino acids. Lineage: Eukaryota; Apicomplexa; Aconoidasida; Haemosporida; Plasmodiidae. Gene Ontology annotation, biological process: protein monoubiquitination; DNA damage tolerance. The record is from RefSeq and is a predicted model, not a curated record. Gene Ontology annotation, molecular function: ubiquitin protein ligase activity; zinc ion binding; single-stranded DNA binding. The transcript has a single exon.